Podospora anserina S mat+ is the source of this 849-nucleotide messenger RNA. RefSeq lists its product as uncharacterized. Lineage: Eukaryota; Fungi; Ascomycota; Sordariomycetes; Sordariales; Podosporaceae. The coding region runs from base 1 to 849 and encodes 282 amino acids. Gene Ontology annotation, molecular function: acetate transmembrane transporter activity. Gene Ontology annotation, cellular component: plasma membrane. The record is from RefSeq and is a predicted model, not a curated record. The transcript has 3 exons.
AUGUCAACCCAAAGCGAGCCAGCAACGAGCUCCAAUGGCGUCCGGGUGGUGGGCGACGAGGAGAAGGGCCUCCACAGAACGCAAACUGGGGUGACAAUGUCCCCAGAGCUCUUCGAGAAACUCUACCUCACACCAAAAGUUCCCCAUGUUGGGGACAACAACAGACGCUUUGCGAAUCCUACGGCAUUGGGGUUUGUCGGCUUCGUGAUCUCAACCUUCACCUUUUCAAUCGUCUGUAUGGGAUGGGGUGGAGCCUCAGGAUUCUCUCCUGUCGUGGGGAUCUUCUUCUUCGUCGGCCCCGUCCUCCUCCUCUUCGCAAUGGUCUUCGAGUGGAUAAUGGGGAACUUCUUUCCCAUGAUGGUCAUGGGCCUGUUCGCCGUGUUCUGGCUGAGUUUCGGAAUGCUCCAGCUCCCAACUUUGCAACUGGCUGCUCCAUAUGCCACCGAUGCUGAUCCGACAGGACUUGCCUCACGCGAAUACAACACCGUCAUUGCGCUGUAUUUGAUUGUCUGGGGGUUCGCCCUAUUCACCUUCUUCAUCUUCACCUGCAAGAUCAACGCUGUCUUUGCCACUAUUUUCUUGCUGGUCAGCCUUGGAGCCUGGGUGUUGAGUGGUGCAUACUUUCGAGCAAGUGCCGGGGACUUUGAUGGUGCUGGGAAACUGCAAAAGGUGAGAGACUUCCACCGAAUGAAGACGUCGAGGCUAACACAUCUGGUAAUCACAGGCGGGUGGUGCAUUAUUGUUCAUAGUGGCAUUGCUAGGAUGGUACAUGUGUUUCAUCAUCAUGGCGGGAGAAAUGCGCAUCACGCUGAGUCUUCCAGUUGGCGAUUUAAGCCAUCUCUGGCCUAA